This is a messenger RNA of Meleagris gallopavo (turkey), 7890 nucleotides long. The record is from RefSeq and is a predicted model, not a curated record. Lineage: Eukaryota; Metazoa; Chordata; Aves; Galliformes; Phasianidae.
GCCUUCUGCUUGCUGAGCGACCUACGGGAUUGGUUUUAAAAAGAUCUGAUACGGACGGCGUUACCUGUUUCAGCAUAAACCUACGCGGCAAACCGCCUGCUUAGAGCACCAGGAUAGAGAAGCAAAGAGAAGCUUGCCUUUAAAAUGUAACUUAGAGGUCAAAUGCAAAAUUCUUUCCCAUUCACUAUAGUAAUUACUUGAACUGUUCUCUCUCCUAACAGUAUGGCAAGUUGCCCUCAUUGUAUCCUCAUUGCACCGCUUUACUGCCACUGACUGCAGGAGAAAAGUGAAUGAGACUCCGUGCAGUCUGAUGCUCCUUCAGAACUACGGAGCACUUCUGAUCCCAGAAGUACCUCUGGCACAAAUAGAGCACUGCUAAGGACAGUCCAGGCCUUGCUGGCAGUUUCCAAGAUGUGAACAGCACCUCGAAACUCCUGGGAUUUAAAACAGACAAAUUGCCCUUUUUCCAUUUGCUCCAGAGAGCUUAUACACAGUAUACACACCCCUGCUAUGCCCAACUCCGCAUGGUGACAACACUGUCUUUGUGCUUGGGAGUUUUUCUCAAUGACAAACCAAGCCAUAGAGCAGUGUCCAGUGAGAAGGAUCUUCUCACUGUGGCCCACAGCUCUGUAACUGCUCCAGAGAGCACUGCUGCAUUCAGUAGGAUUUUGCUUGUAUUUAUUUACCUCAGCACAUAAGUCAACAAACACUGCCCCCCAUCAGGGGCAACAGGCAUAUGAGUCAACAUUUGCAGAAUGCCAUUUUAUGCCUCUAUCAGGACAAUUGCACACAUUUAAGUUCUUGAUGCAUAUAAUACUAGCACUCAGACAUUUAACAAUUAAAAAAUAAAACCCAAAUAGGUACAUUAAAAAUAUUCUUCAAAUGAAGCUGAACAUGGUAACGUACAUUCUACAGUAAUGCCAAAGCUAAAAACAGUAGAGGGCAGGGUGUGCUGAAUCUUCCCUAAAGGACAAAAUGCCUUAAAAAAUUCAGAUUGGGUUAUCAGUGCCUGAAAAAUUACAUAUUUAAAAAGAACAGUAGGGUAAAUUAUAUAUAUAUAGUAGGAGAAGAAACUGCAUGUGUGAAUUUGGUCUGCACGUGCAAGUUUGUCAAAGGGGGACAGAUGCUUGGGUAGAUACUUCAGUAGCAGUCUCCAUUGGUUUCGAAAGAAACAAAGUCUUAUUUUUUAUCAUUGGAUGAAGUUCAGAUUUAUUUGAGUAAUUCUCUAAGUUAUUGGAUGAAUGCUUUUUUGUUUGAAGAAUGUAACCACAUCUCUCUGAACAAAGGACUAGCUUUGUGAUUUAUGCAUAACUCACUGAAACAUGAAAGUGAUGGAGUUUCAUUCUGAAGUUGCUGGAAAGCUUUCUUUUUCACUGCAGGGUCAUCCUUUGAUUAUUGAGUGUGCUACUUCUUAGCAUGAAAAUGAGGCCAAAAACAUGAAGAUGAAUCAAGAGUAGAAUUUCAAGUAACUAGUAACUAUAUGGGUACUAAUCUAUAUAAUGCCAGAAAAAUACAAAUGCUUUUUGUUUAUUCUCAGCCAAUUCAUACUGAUCCUUAUGGAAUUAAAACAUGCAUAUGACUAGAGUCAGGAUAAAGUCAUACAUCUUCACAACUCUAAAAAAGUCCUCUGUCCAUACAUACUUACUGAAAAAAAUAGAGUUCUUAGGAGGAGGAAGUGGGUUGACACAUAAUAUAUGUUUUGUAUAAGUUUUGACUUCACAAGAAUCUUCGGAUUAUUCUUAACUUUUCACUCCAUUGUCAUUCCAGGAAAUACUGCAGAAAUCAAAUGUUUCUUGAGUAGAACCCAACAGAAAUAAUACUCUUUAUUUCCUUUACUAUUGCUUCAGAAAUAGCCAAGUAGCAGUCUACCUCUCUAAUUUUUGUCAAAAAAUUGCAAAUUUAAUCAUAAUAGCCAUGUAAUCUUAUGCUAAUCUUAUGCCCUGUGUGAAGUACAGCAAGAAUUACAGAUGGGAGACAUCAAGCUGACUGGGAAUCAUUGUAGCUUUUCCUACUUGUCAUGACUGCCUGAAAAUCUACAUUAGUAGUAUUUCCACUCAAUCAUGGCAUAUUAAUACUUGGAAACAGGAAUGAAAUAAGAAAAUUGCUUAGAAAACAUCAGAAAUAGCAUAGCAAAUGGUAAUUUCACAUCUUUUUUGGAAAAUACUGACUUUCUGUAAGUGAAAGUUUCUCUUGCUUCACCAAAAAUUGAACCAGACCUUAAAAAGUGAUGACAGGAAACAGCUAUUAAUCUUAGAUAGAUUGAAAAGAGUAUUUGACUUUUUUAAAAAUGCAUUAUUUACUCUGGUAACCUGGUUAAACUCAAGUCUAGUUAAUAUCCAUUCCUCUGAUUAUACCAACUAGAAGGUGCGUAUUUUGUUUUGUAUGUUAUAGAGCAUUGCAUGCUACUGCUUCCUCAGGCAAUUGCUUUGUUCACUCCAGAUACAGUUCCAUUUAGAUAACAACUGUAUCUGCAAAAUAGUUUCUGCAUAGAUAUUUGAGAAACAAAGAAUUUUCUUCUGCAUAGAAGUUGCUGGUAGAGUUUGCACUAAUAUGUAAAAAGCUGAAAAGUACUUUGAAAUCUUGAGUUACUAUAGUAUCACUAUUGUAACCUAAAGGUAAUAAAAGCAAAAAAGAAUUUUCCAGAACUUCUGGCUGUGAUGAAAGUGAUGACAGGAUGUACUAUGUGAAAGGCUGGCAAGAAUUACAGCAGAGUGCUUACUUGGAGAGCUGAGCAAGCUUAUGAAAGCACUUAGCGUAGGAUGCUGAUUUACUAUCAAAAUAUUCUGAAUAUUUUACUUUUAUGGUAGUAAGUAUUGAAAAUAUGCAAACUGCAUAUUGUUAAAGCUUAUACGUAAGUGCACACACACACACAUGUCUCACUACUGCAUCAUUCUUGUUUGUGAAGUAAAAUGAAUUGAUAGCUUAGUCUUCCAGCAAAAAGGUAUUUCUGUUUCCUACUGUGAAACCAGCUGAUUAAUUACAGCUACUGCUGUACUUUAUAAAGACCAGUACCUUUCCAGAGUACAAAGAGCCUGAAAAAUGUAAGCCAGUCUGUCCUAAGUGUAUUGGAAAGCAUUCAGAAUCUCAUUGCAUCCUUGGCACAAUCUCUUAGCAAAACGGCACAUCUGUGAAUUUGCAGCUAAGAAUGCAUCAAAGACAAAUGCUGAGAUGCCUCUAGCUUGGCCUUGAGGCACUGGGAACUCUGACAUGGCCUAAAGCAAACUGGCAUGAAAUUCAAAUGCUGCCUUUCUGAAUAUAUCCUUUCAUUUAAUUCUAAUUGCAGUGCUAGAUGCAACCAAUAAGAGCAACGUUUCCCUCCCAUCUCCCCAAAUUCAACAGACUGAUACUUAUUUGUAAUUGUUCCAAUUUUUUUUUUCAGACUAAAAAAACCCCAACUUUUGAACUAUUUGAUCAGAACAGAAAUAAGACAUUGUACAGCAUUCAAUACUGUCUUGUCAGAGCAGUCUGAAGAAUUUUAUAGACAUCUAAGCAGUUUUUCAUUGUACUUUGUCCUUUAGGGUUUCUCCAUCUUUUAUCUACAUCUAGAUGUUAGCCCUUGCCUUUGUGUCAUAUUGUCAUUCAGUAUGUUUUGUUUUUCAUUACCUUUUCAUUUAUGAUGAGACAAAUGGUAGUUUUUCUUUAAGUCAUGCUGAAGCCAGUGGCACUAGUUGCAUUAAAAAAGCAAAUAUCCUUUUAAUCUUCUGAAUCAUUACUUUUCAGUAGGGCAUGGUAUUAUUCAUUGUACUUAGGAGAGAAAUAUUUCUAAACAUCUUGAAACAUGCCAGUGAAACUAAGUGUAAGACCUGUAUGACAUAUGAGAAAAGUAAGAGCAGUUAAAGAAUAAUAAUUGGAGAAUGAGAAAAUAGGAAAUGAAACGCAGGAGAGGAGAUGAUAGCGUCCCUCAAGACUCAAACACAACAUGACAUUUCUUUCCUUGCUGGAGUUAGUUCUAACAGAUAAAACCUCAAGUCUUUUAUCUUUCUUUUGGGUCUUGCAGUAUCAGUUAGUUCUGUCCUAGGAUUUUAUUGUUCUUUUUUGCUUGUUUUAAUUUCUACAUGGAUAGGUAUGUCCUGAUUUCUUUCUGUGUUUUAUAAAAAGCUCUGAAAAAUUCAGAAGCAACUUUUAAGUACAUUAUACAACUGACUGCUGUAUUUGGCCACAUAUUCCUACUUUUACAAGCAUAUAUAAGCAUUUAGAACACUUCUGAAUAAUUAUAGUCUCUGAAAAAAGAAUUUCCGUUGAGCUGAGAGUUCUACUGAAUAAUUCUUUCCUUGGUCUUUGUCUACAGUCUGCAUUCCACAGUAGUUUGCUUACAACAAGGAGUUACAUAGGUCUCUUAAAAGGUCAAAGAGCAAUACCGAUACUUUCUCAAAAGCAUCAUGUUGAUGCUAUUCACUUUUUUUUCAGGGCUUCUUACCAGACUGCAGUCUUCAGCUCCAACAGUACGAACUUUAUUAUCAUCAAAUUCUUUUUCUCAAAACAUUCCAAGCUGUUUGUGGAAAUUGGGCCGACUUAAUCAUGUAGCAAUUGCAGUGCCUGAUCUGGAGAAAGCUCAGUCAUUGUAUAAAGAUGUGCUAGGAGCACGGGUGAGCGAGACUGUUGCUCUUCCUGAACAUGGGGUCUACACUGUUUUUGUGGAGCUGGGAAAUACAAAGCUGGAACUUCUACACCCUUUAGGAGAGAAAAGUCCCAUUGCAAGCUUUCUGCAAAAGAAUAAGACUGGAGGAAUGCAUCAUAUCUGCAUUGAGGUUGAUGACAUAAAAGCAGCAAUGGCAGAACUGAAGAAAAAAAAGAUUCGAAUAUUGAGUGAAGAGCCAAAAAUAGGUGCACAUGGUAAACCUGUGAUUUUUCUUCACCCUAAAGAUUGCCAUGGAGUCCUUGUGGAACUUGAGCAAGCCUGAGUUGCAAUAUUCAUAAAUAAGACAAUAAAUGAGUUGCGAAGUUACUGAGCUGGUGCUGAGAAUACUGAUGUGCUUUUCAAUCUUUAAAAUUCACUGUAGUUCCUGUGGAUUAAGUACAGCUUUUGAGCAAUAAGAUAGUGCUGCAGAUUUCUUUGUUCCGCAUUUGAUUUUCACAAUCAAUGUGUUGACAUUUCUUCAAUUCACUGUGAUUCUCAAGAUGUAUACCUAAGCCAAGUUGCAUUUAUAACAGUAAUUUUGUUCUGUUGCCUCAUGUUCUUGCCGCAUGGCUUUACUUCUGUAACCACAGAAACUGUACAGUUUCUAGGUCAUCCCACAUUAUUUUGUUCUACAUUUUAAAGCAGAGACCCAAUUCUCAGUGACAACAGUAAAAGCUUAGAUAGUCUCUUUAAAAAUAAAGGGAAAAGGAACAUCGUACUUUCUGUUUUCACCAUUCACUGUCUAUGCUUCAUACCGAUUGAGUGGUUCAUGCAAUAAAUAAAUCCAUAUGUUACUGUAUGGUUAUCUGCAAUCAUUAAAUACCUUUUCCUUGGCAUAACAAUUACUAGUGAGGAAGUUACAAGUAUAAAUCAUCAUGUUGUUGUUUAUGAAUUCUGCAUAUGCAGGCAAUGGGAAGAAAAAUGUCUGAAAAAUUACUUGGCUGAGAUAUAUUUCAGACUUUAAGAUUUUUGUUUUUGUCAGGUAGUGAAUAUUUGUUUUCAGAUUUUAUCCAUAGGAAAAUCUCUGAGACACCUGUACAAAUAGUGGGAAAUCACUUGCUUUAUAAAUAUUGUUUUCUAAUGCAAAAGUGCUUACAAAAUCACUGGAAAGCAUAAGAAACAUAAGUCUUGGUUGUGUACAGUCUCCUCAUAUCAGAGAGCAUGCCAGUGUACUUAGUUUCUCAUAGACUGCAGUCACAGUUUGUUGACUUAUUCAUGGCCAGGCUUCACUUUAUUUGUGCAUGUUAAGCAAGCAGUGUUUGUCCUGAUACUUUUCUAAGUUUGUUUUGAUAUCAGCUGUAGAAAUUGAAUGCUUUCUGUUUUUCUCAAUAUUUUUCCCAAUGCUUAGAAAUAAUAUUUUUACUAGCUAAACCACAACCUGGAUUUUUUGUUUUCCUACAUCCCUGCCCAUACUCCACCUUGAUCUAAAAUAAAUUCAUUUUAUUCUAGGAUAAAAAAAAACUCUGGUUUUAUCAUGUUUAUUCUGCAAUUAAUCUACCUGAAUUAAAAAAAAAAAUAAUAUAUCAGUUUGGAUUUGUGUUCAUUGUUACCAUCUUUACCCAGUUUAUAAUAAGUUUUGGAAUAACUUCUUCUGUUUUGAAGCCGCAGUUGCAGCAUUUAAAACAGUUGUGAGACUGACAAUUUGGAAAGCUGUGAAUGAAUGACACCACUGCUCACCACUUCCUGAACGCAUAUAUUUCUUAAUGCACAUGCAAAAGUAUUGCUGUAUUGUUUUAAGGACAGUCCUUGGAUUUGGAGUUGUGCUUUGACAGAUUAAUGGAAAUUGGUGUGAUCAAGAAAGUCUCACCGGAAAAUAGUGGAACGUGGGGAUGUUGAGAUACUAACAGAAAGUGCUCAGUUGAUUCUCUCCUUAUUAGAAAUCCUUCCUCUAGUGAUAUGGUCUUGGGUUUGUUGGACUCAAGAACCCAAAGUUAGGAGUAAAAGGUAAGAGUUAAUUGUUUUAGUAAAUACUCAUUUGUUUUAUCACUGUAUUUGUCCUUUUGGUGAAAUUAUUAGACUGUGAAGCAGAAGCAAAUUCCUAACGCUUCUCAUGUUGUUACUGAGCUGCAGUAGAAAUAGUAAAUUAACCGAUAGUUUACAUCACGGAAUGUUGAAUCAUGUACAAUUAAUAUAGAAAUGGAAACUAAUGAAGGAGUUACUUAUAACUUACAAACUUAUAAAGGAAUUGGCCAACAUUUUAAAAUGGAAGAUCUCACCUUCUUGGAAACACAAAUUCUACCUUUGAUAAACAUUUUCAAAGCAGUUUGAAUGUUUUAUGAAAUGUAAAUUUAUUUUAUUGUGAAUGAGGAAUGUUUGCCUCCUAAAAUUGUAUAAUCCUUUAGUAUCUAUAACAUUAUGCUAUUCCUGGUGUUUCAUGUUCAUUUGCACUGUCUUCCACAUUUUUUAAGAGCACUGUUAACUGCUAAAUAUAUAGCACAGACUCUCAAGUUAGGAAGAGUUCUUCCAAACAUUUUAAGUAGAUAUAUUUUGAAUCACUUUGUGACAUUUCUAGAUAUAAUGUAAAGUGAUCUUUAACUGUUAUGCUUUGUUACCAUGAAAGUAGUACAUAGGUACUAAAAUAUUCCAUAAAAUGUUUAAUGAGCCUUUUUACUCACUUUUACAUUGCAUUUUUUCCCAGUAAUAAAGAUAAGUCUAAGUCAUGAUUUAAAGGAAACAAAAAGUUCUAAAGUAACAAGUAACUGUGAGUACUCUGAAGGCAUAAGAGACCAGACACAGUUUGCAUUAAAUGGGAAAGAAAAUCUCACUUCUGCAUCAGUGGCUGGUUUAUGUGGAAAAGAUUAUUUUCAGAAAUUGAAGGUUAGCAAAGAAGUAAAUUACUGGACUGAUAUUAUGCACUUUAUUUUUGCCUUCCAUUUUGGUAUGUUAAAUUUAUAAUAACCAUCUGUCUGAGUCACUAUCUCUAAAAUGAGGUGAAGGGAGAUUGUUUGUUAGGAACUUAAAUUUAAGAAUUUAAAAAAUGUAUCUUACUUCCUUUUGGACCAGCUGUACCACAAUACUUGCGACUGCAGCAGCUUUAUGAAGAAAACACCUGGCUGCCCUAUCCGACUGGGAGUACUGCUUUUGAUGUAUUGUUUGGGAAAGUGAAAAGUUAACUAUGUAUAUGAAGCUUAUUUCAUUAAGUUAACAAUUUUGAGAAUUUAUCGUGUUAAUUAAAACAUGAUCUUUCAGAUGUCUGCAUUACUCAUCUAAGGAUCAUACGUAACUUCCUGUAAUUUUAUGUAAAACACAUAUGCAUUACAGUUUAUGUAAUA